Messenger RNA from Salpingoeca rosetta, 1587 nucleotides. RefSeq lists its product as uncharacterized. Gene Ontology annotation, biological process: proteoglycan biosynthetic process. The record is from RefSeq and is a predicted model, not a curated record. The transcript has 11 exons. NCBI's taxonomy places the organism in Eukaryota, Choanoflagellata, Craspedida, Salpingoecidae. The coding region runs from base 59 to 1219 and encodes 386 amino acids. Gene Ontology annotation, molecular function: UDP phosphatase activity; calcium ion binding; GDP phosphatase activity.
CAAGGAACAAGAAGAGAAGGGUCAAAGCAACAUUCACACAACGACAAAGUCGCUGACGAUGCGAACCGUUUCUCUUGCUGGCUGGGACGACCAGGUGCGUACGCUGCCGACGACGGUGUAUGCGCCGCCGCCGCCACGCAGGAGGAUUGUUGUCAUUGCCGUCGUCCUCCUCAUGGCUUUGCUCGGCACGCUCCUGGUGAGCCACCACAAGGGCGACAUCACCUCCAUGCACAGGCACUGGAACGUCCCAGCGAGAGGAAGCACAAUCCAAUACAACGACACGUAUCCGUUGACGGAGCCGCAGGAGCAUGAGGAUUACACCAGCUACAGAAUCGCACUCAUCACAGAUCAAGACAAAGCCAGCAAGACAGAAGAGGGCAAGUCAUGGGAAAGCGUGAUGUACAAGGGCGAGCUGCGACAGCACCGCGAUGGCCGCUACUCAUUCCUCCAGGACCCCACACCCGUCGUGCUGUCCACGACAUACAAUGCAAAGGGACGCGGCGCGGAGCUCUCGGAGCUGCAGGUCUUCAAUGGCAAGCUGUACACGGCUGAUGACCGGACAGGCAUCAUCUACGAAGUGCUUGGCACGCGUCUUGUUCCAAGAUUCAUCCUCAGCGACGGCAGCGGCAACAGAGAAAAGGGGUUCAAGAUUGAGUGGAUGACGGUGAAGGACAACCAUCUGUGGAUCGGUGGUAUCGGCAAGGACUGGACCACAGCUGAAGGGGAGUUUGUGAACGCCGACCCCAAGUGGAUCAAAAUUGUGUCUCCGAGUGGGUCUGUGCGGCACGUCGACUGGCGGCCCGCGUAUCACGCCGUCCAGCAGGCAGCAGGCAUCCCUGACAUUGGGUACCUGUGGCAUGAGGCGGUGGCGUGGUCGCGGGAUUUGUUGCGAUGGGUGUUUCUGCCGCGCAGAGAGAGCAGCGAACGCUACGACGAGACCAUGGAUGAGCGACGCGGCACGAACUUGCUCAUUACCGCGGAUGUGUCAUUUAGCGACAUCCAUGUGUCAAGGAUAGGCGAGGCAGACCCCGAACGCGGGUUUUCGUCCUUCAAGAUCAUCCCAAACUCGGGCGGAAUGCAUUUACUGGCGGUGAAAUCGCGGGAGGUUGAGGGGCAGCUAUCCUCUUACAUCACGGUGCUCGACGCCCACAACGCACAGGUGAUUUUGAAGGACCAGAAGAUUGCAGACAACAAAGUGGAAGGGGUGGAGUUUGUCUAACGCAUAGAUCUCGGUGAUGGCACCCCCAUAUGCGACUGCGUGUAUCUGAACGCGACUAUUGCGUGCAUGUAAAGCAGCAGCAGCAGCAUGUGAACAGAAUGAGUACAGGAAUGCGAAAGUGUGUGUGUGCGUGCGUUGUGUGUGUGUGUGUGUGUGUGUGUGUGUGUGUGUGUGUGUGUGUGUGUGUGUGGCGACGGAAACUACCUGAGUAUGGGCAAUUGUGGUUUUUUUUUGUUUUGUUUUGUGCUGUGAAUAGGAAUCCCCCCCGCGUCUCCCCUUCUUCUCUCGCAUCACUGGCUUGUCAGGUCACCGUUACAACCGUGUUAUUCUGCCAGAACCACGUCGUUCAAACACACAUACACAACCGC